AUGACCCUCUAUACGGAACCUCCAACCCUUCGCGAAUUCAAGUACGAUAAGCCCACUCUGCUCGUCUGUUGGUGGGCAACGUCAUUUUGCACUCUCAUUAUCCUCCUACGGCUUGCUGGCCGUUUCAUUCGUACAGAACGAUUAUUCACCGAGGACCGUGUGGCUGCGCUUGCCUUGAUACCUUUGUAUGCUCGCAUGGCAUGCGUUCAUUAUAUACUCAUUUACGGAACCAACAAUGCUCAAUUUGACGGCGUUGAGCUCACUGACGAACAACUACGCCAGAAGUCUAUUGGCAGUGGUCUUGUGCUAGCCAGUCGAAUUUUUUACGCUGCAACCUUAUGGAUACUAAAGUUUGCAGUUCUCGAGUUCCUCCACCGAUUGACUCGAGCCACAUGGGAACGAACAUGGCAGACGUCUCUGUAUAUCAUUCGCAUCAUCCUUGCAGCCACCUUCAUCGCCGUUGUCAUAAGCGACUUUGUCGAAUGUCGUCCUUUCAGUCACUAUUGGCAGGUUUUGCCUGAUCCUGGUGGUCAGUGUCGCCAAGGUUAUGUGCAGCUUCUUACCAUGGCAGUCUGCAACGUCAUCACCGACUUGUUGCUUGUCAUUUUCCCCAUUCCAAUCAUCGUGACGAGUGGAAUGACGAUAAAGAGAAAGAUACAACUCGUGCUUCUCUUUUCCCUCAGUCUGUCUGUUGUAGGAGUGACACUCUACCGUGUACCACACAUCAUCGACGAGAAUGGCCGUCAGCAAUAUCGGUCUCUUCUGGCUUCAGUUGAGCUUCUGUUUGCCACGGCAGCGGCCAACUCAUUGGUAUUGGGGUCUUUCAUGCGGGAUAGGGGUAUUAAAAAGCAGAAGUUCCGCCGUUCGUCUGUCGCCGAGUCCCUCGAUCCUUCUCUCAAUCUUCGCCGUCCGACUUUACAUCGACACUGGGGGAGUGAUGAGGACCUCGUUCGGGAUAUUGGCAUGACUGUCGAUCCGGAACUACAGGACCAGCCCGACAAUUCCAGUGAGAAUGGUGCUUUGCAAUAUACUCCUGCCCCUCUUGUCCGGAAGCUGGACCAAGAUCUUGAGCGCUGGCAAUUCCCACAGAGACAGCGCAGUAACGCAGAGCAUAGCGACGAUUCUCUAAUACAACAUGACCCACUCUCUCGGUCGAAGAACGAGAAUAGUCCGGCGCCAAGAAGAGUAUCUUUCUUUGAUGUGGGUGGCUUGCUCGAUGUUCCGCCCGAAAGUUCUGGCAGUCUACGAGCAAAUAGCCGCGACUCAUCUAAAGAGGACUCAGCACAGUCCUACACACCUCCUGUGCCUUCGUUGCCGGCCAGUUCGGGCGGGUUCCGUCGAGGUUCGACUGCAUUACUCCAGGAUAUUGGUGGCCUUUUUGGGCCUGCGAACGCAAGGUCGAAUCGAUCCAAGCCCAAAUACGGAGGCACUGAACUCCAACCGAUACCACAAUCUCGGCAAGAGUCACGACAAGGCAGUCAUGCGCAUUCAGGGACAGAGCUGAGGGAUCCUGGCGGGCUCUUGAAUUAA
Fusarium venenatum is the source of this 1530-nucleotide messenger RNA. RefSeq lists its product as uncharacterized. NCBI's taxonomy places the organism in Eukaryota, Fungi, Ascomycota, Sordariomycetes, Hypocreales, Nectriaceae. The record is from RefSeq and is a predicted model, not a curated record.